This is a messenger RNA of Hylaeus volcanicus, 1137 nucleotides long. Its product is annotated as nurim homolog. Gene Ontology annotation, cellular component: nuclear membrane. The coding region runs from base 233 to 970 and encodes 245 amino acids. Lineage: Eukaryota; Metazoa; Arthropoda; Insecta; Hymenoptera; Colletidae. The record is from RefSeq and is a predicted model, not a curated record. The transcript has 3 exons.
UAUCUAUUUCUAAUGCCACUUAUACUAAAACCUGUAUUAGUACAUGCAAGUAUAUGCAAGUAUAUGUAUAUAGCGAUUGAUAGCUUUCUGGAUGCACCCAGCAUCCGAUAGAACGUAAUCAUGUAUUUACAUACAAUUAUUAAUAUUAUGAUCGGGAUGUAGAAUUCUUUACCGACUUGGUGAUUAAAUGACACUGUGUUGAAGUAUCGUUUCAUUUAAUUCUUUUCUAAACAUGAUCGUAAAAUGUAUCACUGUAGUGACGUGCGUUGUCUGCUAUUUGUACACACUUUUUGUUUUGUAUAAUUUGACAUAUUUUCUAUCGCAUCAUGAAAAAGAUGAAGAAACGAUUAUUACAUCAGAGAAAGAUGAAUCCUAUGACUCUGCGUUAUGGUUAUUAAUUAUAAAUAUGUCUUUAUUAAGUACAUUCAUGUUACAACACACGCUUAUGGCUAAUGACUUUACAAAACAUUUAUUUUGUAAACUACAUAUGGAUUACAUGGAGAGAAGUAUAUAUAACGUUGCCAGUGCAAUGACUUUACAUUUGCUGAUUAAUCAAUGGCAAAUUAUUCCGUCGAUCGCAUUGUGGAAAUUUGAUACUUCAACCAAUGAUACCUUAUGGUAUAUGUUCACUGUUUUUCAUGUCUUGGCUUGGUCAACGAUUUACACUGGAUGUUUAAUGAUGGACAUAUCAGAAUUAGCUGGUAUUAAACAAAUAUAUUAUAAAUUUUCAUUGCUGCCAAGCCCUAUGAUGACAAAGUCCAGAGAACUACUACGUUACUACUCGCACAUGAGACAUCCAAGUUUUAUAGGUUUUCUCAUUAUUUUGUGGAUUCAUCCUUAUAUGACGUUGGACAGAGUAUUAUUAUCUUCUAUGCUUACUGUAUAUAUGGCCUUGAGAUGGUCCAUCGACAAGGAGGAUUGCACUUACCAUGCUAGUCUUAUGAGAAUGAAGGAAAGAGAAUUAUUUUAAUCACUGUUUGCAUUUUUUAUUUUGUUUAUUAACAUCCAUUACAUUCGUUAUGUUUAAUUUAUACGCACAAUUGUAACAUGAAAUUGUUUUCUACGCUUUUCGUACUAAAAGGUGUAUUCGAUAUAAAUACAUGUAUUAAUACUAUAAUUAUAAACUUUAAACAGACA